This is a messenger RNA of Nycticebus coucang (slow loris), 4581 nucleotides long. RefSeq names its product KIAA1210 ortholog. Lineage: Eukaryota; Metazoa; Chordata; Mammalia; Primates; Lorisidae. Bases 1 to 4581 code for a protein of 1526 amino acids. The transcript is spliced from 16 exons. The record is from RefSeq and is a predicted model, not a curated record.
AUGCCGACUACCGCCCAGAGCCCUGAGUUUUGUACAGAUGAAGUUGUUUCCUGGGUGGAACUUGCCCUUACCCCACCAGAUGAAUUCUGCCAGUCAGCGGGGUGGCUGUCCACAAUGGAGCCAUGCGACUACUGUGACAGUAUCAUGGCUGAAUCGCUAAGUGAAGUCUCUAGCAGUCUGGAAAUUCUGGAGACCAGUGAUGAGGGAAAGAAGAAAUCCAAAUUUAAAAGUUUAAAGAGCUUUUUUGGCAAGAAGAAGAAAAGGGAGACUGAAGAUUCUGAAGUAGAGAGAAUGUUGAAGCCAAGUCUUUCCAGUAGUACCAUUGACACCUCUUCUCUGGAACCAGUUCCAGAAGAUCAGCAAACUGAGUCCAGACCCAAGAGCAGCAUGGGUAACAAAGCUCUAUCCCAUGACAGCAUCUUCAUGUUGGACUCUGACUCUGACAGAUCAACAAGUACAGUGAAUCCCUCUACAGAGCCACCCAGAGGCAGACCUCUGCAGAGAUCUCAUGCUUCCAGAACCCUACCUAGAACUGGGAUUAUUACUGUACGUACAGCUGCAUCUGAGGCCAUGUUUGUGGGUGCACACCAACGUGUGCCAAGAAGUGAAACCCGGACUGAGGAUUCCAAGAUCACUGAGAACAUCUCUAAACCAUCACCUGGACCUGAUCAGUCCCAGUCCCAGUCCUUGACUGCAUUUGGCACCGUUGCACCCAUCAGCACCCAGCCCGUCACUGGUUUCAGCUCCCCAGCCAGUGCCCAGGGCUGUUUGGAUUCUUCAGCUGCUCGACACAAGAUAGCUUUAAAUCCUCGGAAGCAAAAGAAGAAAAGGAACCCUCACACGACUGUGAAACCAAAGCAGGAAGAGCUAACCUGUCCAUUGGCUUCUGAAGAAAAGAUUACAGUCAAACCAAAAGAAGGUGACCAAAAGGAGAUGAAAAAAGACGGCGCAGGUCCCGUUAGCCAAGAACAGAACAAAAAACCUGAGAUUUCUGAUAAGACAAUAGAGCAGGCUGCAAAAACAGACGUUGCUGGAAAUCUGGGCCGUCGAACGUCAGGACAUGGAAGAAGACGGAGAAGAAGAGGAUUAAAUGCUUCAGGAAAGAGUGAAGGUGGACCCAAAGGAAGAAACCUUAAACAAUCCAGUCAAGAGUACAGCCAGGGCGGUAAAGCUGGGUCCUCACCUACCAGUAAGACCGCCAGAAAUUUCUGGCACCAGUCCACAGAGAAGCAAGUCAAGGAGAAGCUUACAACUCCACAAGCAGAAACCACUACUCCUCAGGAGUUGCUUCCGGAGAAAGAUGAUAGGAGGAAGAGAAAUGCUGGCAUAGAUUUAGAAGCCAAAAGAUCAUUAACACAGCCACCCAUACUUGAACAAGUGGAAGAACACAUGAUUGGUGAUCCACAGGUAUAUCAUGAAGAUGAGGCUUCAGGAGCCAUGAAGACAAAAGCCAGAGCUGCUCUUUUUCCAGGGGCGAAAAGCCUUUCUGUAGCCCCCAAAGAGGCCAGUCACUCAGUUGCAGCAGAGGCUAAGGUGUCAGGAGAGAAAGAAGCUUUCAGAAUUGAGCCACAAAAUGCCCGAUCCAAAAUGGAGGCAGCCCAGUAUGCCCCAACUAUCCACAAACAAAAGCUUCCUAGAAAUGUUCAGGCUUUUGCAGCCAGCUCUUUGGAUAUGACAAAUACUCCUGUCGAGGGAGGCAUUUCUGCCAAGAGGCUACCUCCUAAAAGGCUUUCCAAACCCUUGAGGAAGGCUAAAGCUGAAGAAGUCCCCUCAGAUUCAGAGAGUGUUUCAGAGGAGGAGAGCAGUUGUGAGGAGCUGACUCACAGUAACUCUACCCAGUCCUCAGGAAACUUUGAAGAUGAACGAAACAUCUCAGAAUCAAAAAGUGUGGAUUUUAGCAGCUCUGAGGAGAAGCUGGUCCCCAGAUGCUCUUCCAAGUCUUUAGAGGACGAAGAAGAAGUAGAAGUCUCCACAGAAUCAAAUGGUUACGUCGAAAAGUACGACAGUACUGAGGAUUGGAGUAGCUCAGAGGAAGACCUGCCUCAUGGAAACCCUAUCCAGGUCUUGAGGAAGCCCAAACCCCAACAAGAAGUCUUUUCAGUUGCAACAGACAAUCCUACAGAGGGGAGUGCUUCUGUGCAGCAAUGGUCUCCUAGACGCUCUUCUCAGCCCAUUGCGAGGAAUCCUGUUAAGCAACAAGUCCCCACCAGCUCAGUAAGCACUUCUACAGAAAGGGGCAGGUCUGUGGUGCCUAAGCCCCCCAGGCACCCUUUCCACUCACGGGGGAACCCUAAAGGGGAGAGAAAAGUUUCCUCAUUUCCGGAGAGCACAGCUGCUGAGAUAAGCGUUUCUCUGAAGCCCGUGCCUCCGAAACACUCCCAGCCCACGAUGAGCCCUAAAGUUCAACAACACGUGUUCUUGGGUACCGAAAGUGUUGCUGAGAGAGUCAUUUCCCUGGAGGCUCUGCUCCCCACAUAUUCUCCCCAGUCCGUGAUGAAUCCUCACGUCCAGAAAGUCUUCUCAGAAAGCAGUGCUGUUAAGGAAGGCGCUUCUGUGGAGCCACGGCCACCUGGAUGCCCUUCCCAGCCUGUGGGGCGGCCUAAAUUCCAGCCACAGAUGACUACCCUAAACACUUCUGCGGAAUGGGGCACCAAUCCUGUGGAGCCAACACCUCCCAGACACGUUUUCGCACCUUGGGUGAACCCUAAAUUCAAGCAACACAUCUCUCCAAGUCCAGAAAGCACUAGUGUUGCCAUCUCUACAGAGGAAGACUUCUCUACAGAGCUUCCCAGGCACUUUUCCCAGUCCACUGUGAAACAGAAAGUCCAGCAAAUGUCUGCAAGUUUUGACAGUGCUAUUGAGGUGGUCACUUCCGGGAUGCCCUCGCAUCCUGAACAUCCUCCCCAGUUCUUAUUGAAGUCCAGAGUUCAAGAAAUGUCCUCACGUCUAGAAAACACUGCUGUUGAAGAAGGCACUUCUAAGAAAUCACAGAGUCCCAGACGUACUUCCCAGUCAUUCGUGAAGUUUAUGGCACAGCAAAUCUUUUCAGAGGGCCCUGCUGCUGAGGGAGGCAUUCACGUAGAUCCUGUGCCUCACAACCGUCCCUCUAAACCUAAAGUUGAGAGUCAAGUUUUCCCAGACGUGGCGACUUCUGACCCUGGAGGAGGCAUUUCUAUGAAAAUGCAGCCUGUGAAGCACCCUUUACAGUCCUUGGGGAGGCCUGAAGACCAGAAAGAAGUUUCCCCAUUUUCUGAGAGUGCUCCUGUGAAGAGCAGUGCUUCUAAAAAGCAGCCGAAACAGCUUUCCCAGGACUCCUGGAAGCUUGAGUACCAGCAAGAAGUUGCCUCAGUUUUUGACACCUCUUCUGAAGAGAGGAAGAAAUAUGAAGAGCAGCUGCCUUCCAAAUCCACUUCCCAAGCCUUGGAUGGGUCCAAAUUACAGCCACAGAUUUUCUCAGGGGGCUCAGUGAAUGUGCCUGUACAGAGGAGCAGUCCUGCGGAGCGCUCGCCUCCCACUCACCCUUACCAGGGUUAUGGAGACCCUGAAUACCAGCAACAGGCUUAUUCAAUUUCUGCAGUUGCUUCUGCUAAAGUAACCAUUUCUGAGGGCCAUUCUGGCAGCUGGUCCCCACCAAGAGUCUGGUCUUCUCCAAGCAAAACCAAGAAACAGAGCCAAAGUUCUGAAGACCUCUUUGUGACCAUUGUAAACCCUGCUACCAAACCUGGCAAGUCGACCACUGAUCCCGCCCAGCAAACAUCUGCUUCUGGGGGCACUUACUCCAAGGAAGAAGUUCUUGAGAGUGAUGAUAGAGAUAAGGACGAAGAGUCAAGUUCACCCAGUAAAGCUGAUGUUAAAAAUCUUUUCGGAGUUCAGCUGAGAAGAACCACUUCCUCACAGAAGUUUAAGAAUGAGAAACAAGAUAAUGUUACCCAGCAUGUUCCAUUCGCCUUGGGCACAAAACCACCCACUACAGGUAGGGAAUUUCGACUGAGACGGAGCACUUCCCAGGGGGUCCUGGACACUGCAGGAGACUUCGACAUGCUAUUCGAAUAUGAAGAGAAGAAACCGAGCAGGCCCAAAUCUGAAAGCAUGGCCACGAUGAAAUCUGCUUAUAAGUCCUCAGCAAAGCCUCCUGAUCCAUGGUCAGAUGACACCAUCUCAGAGAUAACUUGGUUGACCAUGACAAAGCAGAAGCCGAAGAGUUUGCAGGUCUAUGUUCCUAUAAAACAGCUAAAAGCCAAGAUCAGAGCUGGAAUGAAGGUUGAGGCUAAAUGUGGGGAAACUGGCCCUGCACAUGAAAACCCACCAAAACUGAAAGGAAUUUCUGAUGUCCCUAGACAGGGGAAGCCAGCACAGAUGAAGCCACCCAAGGUUAUCAAAUCAGUUGCAUUUGAAGAUAUGAAGAUACCACAGGCACCCACCAUGGAAAAAGAAGUCAAACAAUCUCCAAUUCUCCCAGCUGAGUUGCCACAGCCGCCGGCUAAGCCAGAUAAGUCUGCCGAGUCAGCUGAACCUGUUUGGUUCUCCAUGGCCAAGAAGAAAGCCAAAGCAUGGAGCCACAUAUCCGAUAUCAUGCAUUAA